GCAGCGAUGGGUAUAAAGACGCUGGUUUAUUGAAAAUGCUCAGUCCAUGUUAGUCUGCAGUAGCGACGGAGGGAAUUUUCAAUCCGCUGAUAAGUGAGCUGAGUAAGAUGACAAUCUACACUGGGCUUUUGCUUCUCAUUCUUUAUGUUCCGUGUUAUCACAUGGAAAGCGUGAAUACUGACAACAAUGAGCCCUCCUCAGAUCUAGUGCAAGCAUUCGAGAAGCGGUGUCCACCUGGUCUGUGGUGUGGUAAGAAACGCGAAGUAUCCGAUGAACAGAUGAUCGAGACAUUUGAAAAGCGAUGCCCUCCAGGAUUAUGGUGUGGUAAGAAGCGACAAAUUCAAGAUAGAAGUCCAAACAAAGCCAACAAUGUUGUUGACGCUGAUAAACUCGCCGACCAGUUUGAGAAGCGUUGUCCACCUGGCUUAUGGUGCGGAAAGAAGCGAGAGCUGUCCGAUCAGAAAGCAAUCAAUGAUGCACCACUAGAGGAACAUGCUGAAGACUCGUGGAUUAAGACCUUUGAAAAGCGUUGCCCACCUGGCCUGUGGUGCGGGAAAAAGCGAGAGCUAUCCAAUCAGAAAGCAAUUAACUCCGUAUCCCUGGAAGACCUUGCGGGAGACUCGUCGAUUGAGACCUUUGAAAAACGCUGUCCUCCUGGAUUAUGGUGCGGGAAGAAGCGAGGUCUACCAAAACCCGUGGAGAGCGAAGGCGACUUUGUCAACGCCCUGGAAAAGCGUUGUCCACCUGGCUUGUGGUGUGGAAAGAAACGUACUACUACUGAGGAUAAUUUGAUUGGGUCCAAUGAUGAAGAAAGGGACUUGUCACUGAAAGUGUUUGAAAAGCGCUGUCCUCCUGGGUUGUGGUGUGGUAAGAAGCGAACAAUUAACACUUCGACGAGGACAAAGAAUCAACUAGAUGUUUAAACAAAUCAAGAGCCGAGUAGGAACAACGGGAACAAUAUUGAUGAGUAAUAUACAGUAAUAAUUAAUGCUAUGAAACCAAUUGGAAAUUUUGAUCAUAUCAGUGCAACCAUUAAAAGUAAUGCCAUUUGAUAACUUCUAAGGAGUUGUCGAAUACCUCUAUAGGUGUUUUCGUGCAAAAAUUCCUCAUUAAACAAUUCCUCUCCAACUGA
Molecule: messenger RNA, 1132 nt
Organism: Stylophora pistillata
Lineage: Eukaryota; Metazoa; Cnidaria; Anthozoa; Scleractinia; Pocilloporidae
Source: RefSeq, a predicted model, not a curated record